This is a messenger RNA of Coregonus clupeaformis (lake whitefish), 1519 nucleotides long. It is a transcript of the gene zdhhc4, whose product is annotated as zinc finger DHHC-type palmitoyltransferase 4. Gene Ontology annotation, biological process: protein targeting to membrane; peptidyl-L-cysteine S-palmitoylation. Lineage: Eukaryota; Metazoa; Chordata; Actinopteri; Salmoniformes; Salmonidae. The transcript has 6 exons. Gene Ontology annotation, cellular component: Golgi apparatus; endoplasmic reticulum. Gene Ontology annotation, molecular function: protein-cysteine S-palmitoyltransferase activity. The record is from RefSeq and is a predicted model, not a curated record. Bases 335 to 1378 code for a protein of 347 amino acids.
GGUGACUCGAUUAAGUCAUGAUUAGAAAAGGAGCUAACUCUCAGCUGCUGUUCAGCUAGGCUAGCUAUGUCAAUGAAAUGUGGAAGGAAGCAAGCUAGCUAGUAAACCUGUCGUUGCUAACCAACCUGAUCACCUGCGUCUUUUAACAUUAGCAUAGGUUUAUUGUUGUUAUUCGUCAUCAUCGAGCUAAGUUAUUAUCUCGUAGUGUAAGGAGACGCAAUUCUAAGUUAGCUAGCUAGUUAUUUAUAGUCAGUCAGUGCUUGACAGCCAAGUAUCUCAAGGCUAAAUUUCCUACGAUGUUCCUGACAUGUUUCCUACUCUGACAGGUUAACAAAUGGAUUUCCUCACGCUAUUUGCUAUCUAUGUGGUGGUUGUGCUGACCUGCAUUGCCUUGAUUUGUAAAUAUUCUGGUCAGCAACAAACUCCUUUUGGUUUACUUUUCGACUCCUUGACAAAGGUAAUAGCACCUUGGACACCACUAUGGCUUCAAAGCUUUACACAGAGGACCUUGCACAGGCUAUUUCAUCAACGGAACAGCAUGUUUAUCUAUCUCCAUAUCUUACUGGAGGGGGCCGUGUACACAGAGUUCACCUAUGAGGUGUUUGGAUACUGCAGGGACAUGGACACCACUCUCACCAGCCUAUCUGUGCCUUAUGUUCUACUGGUGGUCAAAUCCUGCUUCUUCUACCUCUGCAUUAGAAGGGAACCUGGUACAGUUACAAAGAAGCGACAUGCAGGUCAGCUCCAGGUAUACCCAUAUGACAAGAGGAUAUUCUACCCAGGAGUCUGCUGUCCAACCUGUCAGCUGGUCAAACCUGCUCGCUCAAAACAUUGUAGAGUCUGCAACAGGUGUGUGCAGCGCUUCGACCACCACUGUGUCUGGGUCAACAACUGCAUCGGCGCUCAGAACACCCGGUACUUCCUUCUCUACCUGCUGAGUGUGUGUGCCAUGGCAGCAGACAUGGCACUACUGACGGGGGACAUGUUACUGCACGCUGUGGUGCGCUCAGGCAUCCUACAAGGCCACUACGUAGAUGAUGAUGGGCAGCAACAGCAGGCAGGGAUGCUCUUUGUCAUACAGCACCUGUUCCUGACCUUCCCCAGGAUCGUGUUCAUGCUGGGCUUCCUGGUCUUCGUCUUCCUGCUCCUGGCGGGCUACGCCUUGUUCCACUCCUACCUAGCCCUGGUCAACCAGACCUCCAACGAGUGGUACAAGGGACGAGGGAACAUCUGCCAGCACUGCCACCCCUCACCUGACCACCUCUGUGGUCCGCCAGCCUCUGACCAGUCCAAAAGGUGGUUCUAUAGUAGAGGGGUGCUUAGAAACCUGGGAGAGAUAUUUUUCCCUCUCCGUCCCGUGCAGAAAAAAGACAAUUGAGUUUGACAGAGGCAGUUUAUAGGCCCACUAGCUACAGUACGGAAUGUUUGUCAUUUUUAUUUUUGUAAGAUAUUGUUGUGGGUUUUGGUGGAUUUUAACCAUAUUUUUCUAACUGGCAAUAAAGCUUCUGUUUACACCUUU